Myotis myotis is the source of this 2703-nucleotide messenger RNA. It is a transcript of the gene SCNN1B, whose product is annotated as sodium channel epithelial 1 subunit beta. The coding region runs from base 288 to 2201 and encodes 637 amino acids. Lineage: Eukaryota; Metazoa; Chordata; Mammalia; Chiroptera; Vespertilionidae. The transcript is spliced from 14 exons. Gene Ontology annotation, biological process: sodium ion transmembrane transport. Gene Ontology annotation, cellular component: membrane. Gene Ontology annotation, molecular function: ligand-gated sodium channel activity. The record is from RefSeq and is a predicted model, not a curated record.
GUGCGGGUGGCCGGGCCUGGGCGCCGCCAAGCUCCGCCCGCGGGCGCUCCCGGCUUCCCCGCCCCGCGCCUGCCCUGCGCCGGUCCCGGCGCUCCAGCCCCACUCCGCCGCCGCCAGCCGCCACGAGGCCGACAGACACAGGGGUGCCCUUGAAAGUUCCUGACAGAAGUGUGACCCCGGCCGCUGGGCCUCGGGGAACGCAGUGCAGGGCUCGAAGCUUUCAUCUGUGAGCUGGGAAACUUCCCUGCCAGCACCGUCCUCUCUGAGGCCGCCUCGCAGGUGCCACGAUGCAGGUGAAGAAGUACCUGGUCAAGUGCCUGCACCGGCUGCAGAAGGGCCCCGGCUACACCUACAAGGAGCUGCUGGUGUGGUACUGCGACAACACCAACACCCACGGCCCCAAGCGCAUCAUCUGCGAGGGGCCCAAGAAGAAAGCCAUGUGGUUCGUGCUCACGCUGCUCUUCGCCUCCAUCGUCUUCUGGCAGUGGGGCGUCUUCAUCAGGACCUACCUGAGCUGGGAGGUCAGCGUCUCGCUCUCCGUGGGCUUCAAGACCAUGGACUUCCCCGCGGUCACCAUCUGCAACGCCAGCCCCUUCCAGUAUUCUAAAGUCAAGCAUUUGCUGAAGGACCUGGAUCAGCUGAUGGAAGCCGUCCUGGAGAGGAUCGUGGCUCCAGAGCUACCCCGUGCCAACGCCACCAGAGCCCUCAACUUCACCCUCUGGAACCAUACGCCCCUGGUCCUUAUUGACGAGCGGAACCCCCACCACCCUGUGGUCCUCGACCUCUUUGCAGACAAUCACAAUGUCUCGGCAAGCGGCAGCCCAGCACCCGGAAGGGCCUGCAAUGCCCAGCAGUGCAAAGUAGCCAUGAGGCUGUGCUGCCUCAACGGGACCGUGUGCACCUUCCGAAACUUCACCAGCGCCACCCAGGCCGUGACAGAAUGGUACAUCCUGCAGGCCACCAACAUCUUCUCCCAGGUGCCAACCCAGGAGCUGGUGAAGAUGGGCUACUCGGGCGAGCAGCUGAUCCUGGCCUGCCUGUUCGGGGCCGAGCCCUGCAGCUACAGGAACUUCACCGCCCUCUUCCACCCUGACUACGGCAACUGCUACAUCUUCAACUGGGGCACGGCCGAGCGGGCGCUCCCCUCCUCCAACCCCGGAGUGGAGUUCGGCCUGAAGCUGAUCCUGGACCUGGGCCAGGAGGACUAUGUGCCCUUCCUCACGUCCACGGCCGGCGCCCGGCUGCUGCUCCACGAGCAGAGGUCGUACCCCUUCGUCAAGGAGGAGGGCAUCUAUGCCAUGUCGGGGACGGAGACAUCCAUCGGGGUGCUGGUGGACAAGCUGGAGCGAAAGGGCAAGCCCUACAGCCAGUGCACCGUGAACGGCUCCGACGUCCCCAUCCACAACCUCUACAGUGACUACAACACCACCUACUCCAUCCAGGCCUGUAUUCGCUCAUGCUUCCAAGACCACAUGAUCCAGAACUGCAGCUGCGGCCACUACCUGUACCCCCUGCCCCGAGGGCAGAAGUACUGCAACAACCAGGAGUUCCCAGACUGGGUCUACUGCUACUCGCAGCUGCGCCAGAGCCUGGGCCAGAGGGAGGCCUGCAUCCGGAUGUGCAAGGAGUCCUGCAAUGACACCCAGUACAAGAUGACCAUCUCCAUGGCCGACUGGCCUUCUGAGGCCUCUGAGGACUGGAUUUUCCAUGUCUUGUCUCAGGAGCGGGACCAAAGCACCAAUAUCACCUUGAGCAGGAAGGGAAUUGUCAAACUCAACAUCUACUUCCAAGAAUUCAACUAUCGUACCAUUGAGGAGUCAGCAGCUAAUAACAUCGUCUGGCUGCUCUCGAAUCUGGGCGGCCAGUUUGGCUUCUGGAUGGGGGGCUCGGUGCUGUGUCUCAUCGAGUUCGCGGAGAUCGUCAUCGACUUCCUGUGGAUCACCGUCAUCAGGCUGGUGGCCUUCUCCAAGAGCCUGCGGCAGAGGCGGGCCCAGGCGCGCUACGCUGGCCCCCCACCCACCGUGGCCGAGCUGGUGGAGGCUCACACCAACUUUGCCUUCCAGCCUGACACGGCCAACCCUGGGGCCUACCCCGAUGAGCAGACCCUGCCCAUCCCGGGCACCCCGCCCCCCAACUAUGACUCUCUGCGUCUGCAGCCAUUGGACGUCAUUGAGUCUGACAGUGAAGGUGAUGCUAUCUAGGCCUUGCCCCUGCCCCUGCCCCUGCCCCUGGCCCUGCCCAACCUGGGCAGUCCAAGAACUCGGACCUGAGGAGCCGAGACCAGGGCCCAAGGCCUCAUUCCAUCGUGCCCUCUCCAAAGGGCCAACAGGUGUCCGGUCGAGUCUGUCUCUUGCAGAGAGGCCAGCAGUCCCAGCCCCAGGCCGAGGGCGCCGUAGGCUCGCGGUGCUGUCGGGAGUGGGGAAUUGUGUGCUCAGUUGGUUUCUACCCACCCUAACCUUGAGCCAGGCUCCAGAGACCCGAGGACACCUUCCCCGGGGGCCGGCCGCUUCCCUCCAGCCAGUCGGCGUCCGCUCCAGAGCCGGGCCACCCCCAGAACCUGCGGCCUUUCCUUCCUGGUGGCUGGCCUCCGGGGUGGGAUCGGUGAGGGCAGUGGCUGUGCAGAGCAGGAGAGCAUCAGGCGGGCCGGGGCUGGCUGCCAGGUGGCACGUGUUUUAUUCUAGAAAAUAAAAGUAGAAAACACCG